This is a messenger RNA of Penicilliopsis zonata CBS 506.65, 2750 nucleotides long. RefSeq lists its product as hypothetical. The coding region runs from base 196 to 2529 and encodes 777 amino acids. Gene Ontology annotation, molecular function: ATP binding; protein kinase activity. Gene Ontology annotation, biological process: tRNA export from nucleus; protein phosphorylation. The transcript has 9 exons. Gene Ontology annotation, cellular component: cytoplasm. The record is from RefSeq and is a predicted model, not a curated record. NCBI's taxonomy places the organism in Eukaryota, Fungi, Ascomycota, Eurotiomycetes, Eurotiales, Aspergillaceae.
CUCACUCUGAAUAUUAAAUCAACUGUUUCGAAACCAUCGGUUUGCUUUCCUUACUCUCCUUCUUCUGUUCAGCGUUGCAGCAUGCUUUGGUGGUCCGCCAACUGAGACGCCAUCUUGUACAGUGUCUGCCUUGGCUACAAACAGCGGUUGUUCGUCUUGUCUGAGACAAGUUGCAGAAGAACCCCGACGACCACCAUGGAUUUCCUCAAGUCAGCUGUCGCAUCUGCGAUUGCUAAAGGUAGCUCAUUUCCAUUCGCCCUCGGGGAUCGAGUGGACAUCGGCGACUCUCUGUGGACGCUUCACAAUGCGACAAAACGGGACGAUGGAUCAGCAUGCAGUGUGUUCACGUUUGAUGUCGCUUCGAACAAGUCACGACUACCGUUAGCCAAGAAUGCCGUGCGCAAAUCACGAACGCUGAGGCACCCGGGGGUCAUCAAAGUGCUGGACACUAUUGAGACAGACACUAGCCUCUAUAUUAUGACCGAGCGUGUUGUUCCCCUCUUGUGGCAUGUGAAGCGCAAAAGUCUGAGUGAAGAAACCGCUAAAUGGGGUAUAUAUACAAUCGCGUCUACGCUCAAGUUCAUUAACGAAGACGCUUCCUCCGUGCAUGGUGCUGUGCGAGCCUCGUCGGUCUUCACCAGUGAAAGUGGUGAAUGGAGGCUCGGCGGAUUCGACAUUCUCAGUUCGAUGAAAGAAGACGACGCCAUUAUAUACACAUACGGCAGCUUGGUACCUGAUGCAGCCAGAUACACGCCUCCAGAGAUAGUCAAAGCCGGGUGGGACGCAGUCAAACGCCAUCCGCUUGGAGCGGUUGAUGCGUAUGGACUUGGGAUCUUAAUAUUCGAGAUUUUCAAUGGCCACUUUGCUGGAGCAGACCAGGCUGGCAAGACCACAAACAUCCCUCCGAGCAUGCAGCAGAGUUAUAAGCGCUUGUGCACUGCAAAUCCAAAGAUUAGGCUGAGUGCCUCGCAUUUCCUAGAGCAAGGAAAGCGGAGCGGGGGAUUUUUCCAAACACCCUUGAUUCGACUCACAGAAGACAUUGAAAGCUUGGGUCUCAAGGAUGAGGCAGAAAGGGAGGAGUUUAUCAACGAGCUGGACCAGCUGUCCGAAGACUUUCCCGAGGACUUCUUCAAAAUGAAAGUCCUGCCUGAGUUGUUGAAAUCGGUCGAGUUUGGUGGCGGUGGUCCCAAAGUCCUUUCUGCAAUCCUGAAGAUUGGCACCAAACUCACGCCAGAUGAGUACAAUUCAAGGCUGACCCCAGUGAUUGUCCGCUUGUUUGGGAACCCGGACCGGGCACUUCGGGUGUGCUUACUGGACAAUUUGCCCUUGAUGGUUGACAAUCUCUCCCAGAAGAUUGUGAACGACAAGAUCUUCCCCCAAAUGACUUCUGGUUUUACAGAUGUAGCCCCGAUAGUUCGCGAGCAGACUGUCAAGGCUGUUCUCUCGGUGGUGGGCAAGCUAAGUGACCGGACAAUCAACGGAGACCUGCUCAAGUUCCUGGCACGCACAGCAAACGAUGAGCAGGCAGGUAUUCGUACGAAUACUACUAUUUGCCUGGGCAAGAUUGCGAAAAAUUUGGGACAAGGCACCCGAUCCAAGGUCCUUAUUGCUGCUUUCAGCAGGGCAACCAGGGACCCUUUUGUCCAUGCUCGUAGCGCCGGUUUGCUGGCACUGGCAGCGACAAUUGAGUAUUUCACCGAGGACGAUUGUGCAUCGAAGAUUCUUCCUGCGAUAUGUCCUGUCCUUCUGGACAAAGAAAAGCUAGUAAGAGAUCAAGCAAACAAGACACUCGAUGUUUACCUUCACCGAAUCCGAAAAUUCAGCAGCACCAUGGCCGACAGUGCACUGCCACCACCUAGCACCGCAGAAGCAGCCCCUGACACCGCGCGGAUAGGAACAUCGAAUGACCAGUCCUGGUCUGGAUGGGCGAUCUCGUCCUUUACCAAUAAGAUCGCGGCCGCCAAUGGUCAGAUUGAGCCGACAGCCAACGGUGGCAGUGCCGCCGUGGCGGAGACCGUUCGUCCCGCAUCUGUCCCUCGCCUUUCUAAAACGGCGUCUACAACGCAGCCGGACCUUCCUGCCAUCCGUCCUACCGCUGCACUGCUGGGACGCUCGUUAUCCGAACAACCCGCAAUGGUCACACAGGAGGAAGACGACGAGGAGACGGAAGAUGUCUACGAUGCCUGGGGCGCUAUAGAAGAUGAUGAAGACGAAGAAACCGCCGCCGCCGACCCCUUUUCGGCCGCAAUCGAUACGAAACUCCGUAGCAAUGCACAGCCACAGAAGUCAACCCCUGUGCCAUACGAUGAUGGUGGAGAACCCGACUUUGCUGGCUGGCUUGCCGCACAGUCCAAAGCCAAGGCUAAGAAACCGCUACCCAAGGGCCUAAACAAGCCUACAUCAACACCUUUAACCCCAUCACGAACGACGUCGACGAAACCCAAGACUGUCGUGGUCCCGGCGAAAAAGAUCGAUACCAAACCCAAGGAUUUGGACGAAGAUGACGGAUGGGGAGACGCUUGGGACUGAUACUCCGUAUAUGUCACAUAAUAUAAUAGUAACCGCUAGAGUUUUUAUGACAUGAGAACUCGGAUCGUGUAAUCCGUCGGGUAUUGCCUUGUCUUUGUCUUUUCUUUGUCUCUACCCUUCGUAGGCGGGUUCUCGUGCAUGGGUUUCCCCCCAAUCGGACUUUGUCUUUGUGUCGGGCCAAACAGUUCGUUUCCGACGGCGACGUUCAACUUUCUCCCCCG